CCUGGCUUCCCGGGCCUGAAGUUAGGGGAAUUGUCCGAACCGAAAUUGAAGCCUUUUUCUUUGAAAGGAGGCGUAAUUUGCGAGUUUAUUAAUUAAAAUUGGCACGCUCAGUUACUCCGACGCCGCCAAUAACAAUUGAAUGGCUGACGGAGAACCAAACUUUGAGCGAAGAUGCGAAUUUGUCUUUAGUUGGACCACCUUCUAAAAUGCUUCGGGUGCCUUUGGCGCCUUCACCUCACAAAACAGGACUAAACUAAUGUAAUAAUUUAAAUUAAGCCACUCCGCUCAGCCCUUUCGUCCAAACAAGACUAAUCGCAAAGUAGCGAAUUCUAAUUUCUACUCUCUCACUUCACGUCAAGACAAUAAAAAUAUGCAGACUUUUAACGGAGUUUUGCAUCAUGCAGAAUUUUCUGUAACAAGCAAGUGUGCCUUGGCAGCGAAGCACUGAAUGAUGAAAACUGGCCGUCAUUUUCAAUCAGCAGGCAGCGGUGAAUGGAAUAGAUUAUUGACCGACACAAGCAGCUGCCUACCGCAUUCAAACUGGAGCAGUUGACACAAAGAGGCCGCAGCAUGAUCGAGAACAUCUCAAGAAGGGCCUUUGGCGGCUCCAGUGGCACCUACCACGUCAGGGCCUCCGAGCGAGAGAGGGAGAGAAAUCUUAAGUUUCUCAGUGCUACUGUCACCUUCUUGGAUGACUCGCAACAUACGUUCCAACUUGAUAAAAAGGCAAAAGGUCAGGAGCUGCUGGACAAAGUAUUCCAGCACUUGGAGCUUGUGGAAAAGGAUUACUUCGGAUUGCAGUUUUCAGAAAACGGAAACCCACCCUGUUCUUCCAACAAUGAUCUGAUGAGGUGGCUUGACCCUUUGAAAUUAGUGAAGAAGCAGCUGAGACGUGAGAAUAUUUCAUUUUCUGGAUUUUUUUCUAAUUUCUUAUUCCCAGAUGGGCAACUAUUCUUUCGAGUCAAGUUCUAUGUGACUGAUCCUAGUAAACUCCACGAGGAGUACACUCGGUACCACUUUUUCCUGCAGCUGAGGAGAGACAUUUUGGACGGCAAAUUGAUAGUUCCUGCCAGCACAGCUUGUUUGCUGGCUAGUUACAUAGUUCAGUCUGAGUUGGGGGACUAUCACUCCGACGAUCAUGCGCCUGGCUAUUUGAGUCAGCUGCCUUUGAUUCCGGGCCAGAAUGAGGAGAUGGAGAAGAAAGUCGCUGAACUGCAUAAACUUCACAAGGGUCAGACUCCAGCUGAUGCUGAGUUUAACUUCUUAGACCAUGCAAAGAGGCUAGAAAUGUAUGGUGUUGACCUCCACAAGGCUAUGGAUGACGCAGGGAAAGAAAUUCAAUUAGGUGUUACAUCUUUAGGAUUAGUUGUGUUUCACAAUGGCAUUAGGAUCAAUCUAUUUUCAUGGGCCAAAAUAAUCAAGAUUUCCUUUAAGCGGAAGCAAUUUUUCAUCAACCUUCGACGAGAACCUUGCGAGGAAUACGAUACAGUUUUAGGAUUUAACAUGCAGAGCUACAGGUCUUCCAAAAACCUUUGGAAAUCUUGUGUCGAGCACCAUACUUUCUUCCGUCUGCACACUCCUCGAGCCAGGGCAAGGAGAUUUGUUUUCACCUUGGGCUCUAAAUUCCGCUACUCUGGUCGAACCGAAUUUCAGACUGUGGAAGAAUGCAAAAGACGUGCUAGAUUGGAGAGAACAUUUAUUCGGUCUCCUAGUAAGAAAAUUGUCAGGCACACUGUUCCUAUUUGCGACGAGAAACAGAAGACAGUCACAACCUCUUCAAGAGCACCUCGAGUUUAUGACAAUAAAGUGCAGUCACUCGGCAGAGAGCCUAAAAAGGCAUGGGAAGACUCGGCUCCGUCCGAUGACGAGGGAGGAUUUUUGGAGACGCUUAAGCUGCCCCGAACAAUCGACUACAUUGACAUCAAAGAGACGGAACGACCUGCCUUCGAUAUUCCGCCGUACAUCGAAGCUCAUGAAGACGCGCUUGUCAAAAUUCGCAUCAGUCCUGAUGUGGAUGGCAGAUUUGGGUUCAAUGUGAAGGGUGGCUCUGAUUUAGGGUUACCUAUUUUGGUAUCAAGAGUUGCACCAAACACCCCAGCGGACUGCUGCUACCCUCGGCUGAACGAAGGAGAUCAGGUUUUACUGAUAAAUGGAAGGGAAACGUCUGGCUUGACUCACGACCAAGUUGUGAAUCUAAUAAGAACAUCACGCGAUUCUCAGAGUGGUGAACUAGUCCUCACAGUGCGGCCUAAUGUUUAUGAAACAAGAGAAGCAGAGGAGCCAGCGUUUCAGUAUGUCCUUGAUGUGCAGCAUGUUCCUUCAGCUGUUCCAAAAGCUGAUGCACUUGCCGAGUCAAUUUUACUUCUGGCAGAAACACUUGAAAGUGGUUCCGCAAUGCAGCAGUUCGAGCAGCUAUACAGGAAGAAGCCUGGGCUAAGUGCAGAAGAGUCCAAAAAGGCAGAAAACAUUUGCAAGAAUCGAUACAGGGAUAUUUCGCCAUAUGAUGCAACCAGGGUGAUAUUAACAGAAUGCGAAAGUGGGGACUACAUCAAUGCUAACACAGUAAACAUGGAGAUACCGGGCUCAGGAAUCAUCAAUCGAUACAUUGCAACACAAGGACCUUUGCCAAGUACUGUUGGCGACUUCUGGCACAUGGUCCACGAAUCUCAGAGCACGCUGGUUGUGAUGCUGACAACUGUGGUGGAACGAGGCAGGGUUAAAUGCCACAAGUACUGGCCCUCGUCAGACAAGGCCCCUCUUGAAAUGGAAUCGCUGCAAGUGUCUUGCAGUCAAGAAUCUGAAGAUGAGAGCUUUUCUUUUAGGGAAUUCACCCUUAAGAAUACUAAGACUGGAGAGGAGAGACAAAUUUCUCACAUGCAGUAUCUCGCUUGGCCUGAUCACGGUGUACCGGACGAAUGCUCCGAGUUUAUUGACUUUUGCAAGAAGGUCAGGCAAGCUCGAGCAGGCACCUCGGAACCAGUCAUUGUGCAUUGCUCUGCUGGUAUUGGCCGAACUGGAGUAUUGGUACUUAUGGAGACAGCCAUGUGUCUCAUUGAAGCAAAUGAGCCCGUUUACCCCUUGGACAUUGUCCGCACGAUGAGAGACCAAAGAGCAAUGAUGAUCCAGACACCUGUGCAGUACCGAUUUGUUUGCGAAAGUGUGCAUCGAGCCUACCAAGAGGAAAUAGUGAAACCGCUGCCUGAAUACCAAAAGUAAUUUGAUUGUUGCUUGUCCAUCGUUCAAAAUUGUUGAGGCCUUAUAUUUUUCAAAGCCAACCAUUACAUAACAUGAAUGCAAGAAUCUGAAACUUGAAUUUUCUUUUUUACACUAUAUCAAAGGGCAAAUAUUUUGUUCUAAGCAUUUUACGCAAUUAGUCUCUCAACUUAGAUGUGUGUGCCUCUAUUUUGACUCUGGAAAUAAUAAUGUACAUCAAUAAACUAAGGGAUUGUGAAUAUACUUCAUUAUUACACAAUUUGUUAAUUUUCUCUUGGAUUGUUGGUUGAUAAAUUUGUCAUUUUACGAUGAAUAGCACUUCGAAGUGUUUUUGAACAUUAAUUCACAUUGUAUCAACCUCCUUGAAAAUAUUUUAGAUUGUAAAUUGUGUGCAUUCAUCAUAGCCAGCUUAUUCUCAAUUCUAAUAUUUAAAUUGUCAAAAUGCAUGUUGCUUCCAUACUAUUAUUACAAGGAAUAUAUCUUAAGUUUGUAACAAGUCUUAUAAAUGCUAAUUAUUAUAAAAACUUCAAUGUUUGUUGUGUGUUGGUAGCAAUUUGUAAAUUUAUUGUAAGGCAGCUCUUUUUUUUCUGUAUUUCAAUAUCAAUCAAGUACAAAACUUUUUGGAGACAAACCAAAGGGAAAAAUGACAUUUGAGAUUCUGGGCCCCACUCAACGAAUAUGCAUAUCACCAUGACCUUGUUUGGAAACACACAUUUCCAAAUGAUUAAGAUCUCGUUGUAAUACUAAAAAAAAAUGUAUCCAAAAUCCAACAAAAUGUGUUCCAAUGCCCAGAAACAAAAAUGACCCAAAUAACUUCAGGCGUGGUUUUCUAAAAUUUUUAAUUCCUCCUUUUGACUUUGCCCUUUAAAGUAUAACCUGUAGACAACCCUUUCUAAAGAGACUAAAGGCAAAAAAUAAUCUGAAUUUGUCCAUGGUCAUUGUAGGAACCAAAAUAAAUCAAAUUCGUCCCUUAAAUACCGUCUUGAAACGUAGACUGGAGCUAAAGUUGACCGUCCUGCUGGGUAAAUUUAAACCUUGAUGAAAAAGAUUUUUGACAAUGUAAAUUGUUUUUUUUUUAAUCAUUAAAAUUUAAAAUAUAAGUAAUCAUUGUUCCCUGUACCUGUUACUCAUUUAAAGUAGGACUGUGUAAAAUUGUAGAACGUAAUUAUUUUGCAGCUUAAAAGGGCAGUUUGAUCCUUUUUCACACGUACUUCUCAAAUUUUUAUUUAUUUUAUAUGCUUCUUAUUGAUAUCCCAGUUUUGGCGCAAUCUAUUUAAUUUUUAUUGGGAAUCGCAUCAAAAAUAUUCCCUUUAGCUAGCUUUGAGCGCUCCAAGGAGCAAACAUGAUAAUUUUACACUUGUCAAACUUUAUUUUCAACAAACAGUAUUUUGAUACUUCAACGAAUUUUAAUUUUCAUGAGCAAUGUAGUCAUUUGUGAAGGUUCAUUUAACCUCACAAGUUGUAUUCAUACUCAAGCAAUAUGUUUUAUGUUGUUACUCAUUAAUCUCAUUAUUUAACAGCAAAUAUGGUGUUGCUUUUUAAAAUAACUAUUUGUACUUUGGUAAUUUAAAUUAAUACAAAAGCCAACUAUUAUGUUAUAAUGAGCUGUGAGCACUACUUUAAUUUGGAUUAAUAUUUUAUUUUUAUUUGCCUCUUUCCUUGUCACUUUUAACUCAAUAUGAACAAAUUGUGAGCAAAAGUUGUCUGAAACCUAAAGUAAUUAUUUCAAACUCAAUAUGUAUGUAUACAUUAUAUAAUCCGCUAUAAUCAGCAUAAUUGCAUUGGUCAUUAUUAUUAGCAUCAAUAUGUUCAAUAAAAAAAGAUUCGCAACCU
Neocloeon triangulifer is the source of this 5046-nucleotide messenger RNA. RefSeq names its product tyrosine-protein phosphatase non-receptor type 4 (gene Ptpmeg). Lineage: Eukaryota; Metazoa; Arthropoda; Insecta; Ephemeroptera; Baetidae. The record is from RefSeq and is a predicted model, not a curated record. The transcript has 17 exons. The coding region runs from base 571 to 3216 and encodes 881 amino acids. Gene Ontology annotation, cellular component: cytoskeleton. Gene Ontology annotation, biological process: protein dephosphorylation. Gene Ontology annotation, molecular function: protein tyrosine phosphatase activity; protein binding.